AUGAAACGGAGGGAGUGGUAAUUAUUCGAAUCGUAACUCCAUGCAGGUUUAUGAAACAUUUUUUCUUACAUUAUGCUGAAAUAAAUGACUAACGCAUGGGAGUUAUCAUUACGGAGAUAAAAUUAUGCGAAAGUUGGUAUUGUGUUUUGGGACCCAUUUAAUUUUCAGUUUUUUUUUGUUUACAUUUUUUCUUUCAUAAUCAAAAUUUAUAAAUUAAGAUUCCCAAUCAGCGAAUCAAAAAUAUUCAUACAACUCAGAGGGAUCGAUCUCCAAAAUUGAAACAAGGAAUUUCAAGACCCUAGAUGAUUUGUCGGCAAUACUUCUUCACAAUUUUUUACCGCCACCAACAAACCUUAACAUUUCGUGUGCCAACCGCUAUAAGCCAUUGCAUUUUUACGGAACAACUUUAUAACUCGGGAUUAUCCUACAGAUAUUGGUAAUAUAUUUUAGUUACAAUAAAUGCAAAUCAAAGGAUCACAAGUCAACCGAAAAACCCUAAAUCCUUAAUGCCAAUUCAUCAAAUAUAUAAGUUACAAAAAAAAAAAAAUUCAUCAAAUAUGCCAAAUUGAAGCUAUUGCCGAUUUCUUUUCAAUCCUUAAUCAGAAAUUAUUUUUAGUUUUUCUUAUUGUCUCUCGAUGUAAAAAAGCUAUCAAUUCGAAUUCGCAAUUCAGACGGCUUAUUUAGGAAGUCUAAAUCUGGCUUUUUUUUAUUUGUAUCCCAUCCAAUUAGGUGUUACGUUUUAACCCAAUAGGUUGGUGAAAAAAAAAAUUAUGAUUUUUAUGGAUAGUUUUUAAAAUCGGGUAGUUACACCAUAUAUACAACAAAAAUACAUAAAUACACUAACUAACUAAAACUUUCCUCUCUUUAUUUUCUCUUUCUGUCUCUCUCUACUCUCUCUCCCAAAAUCAAAUUUUCCAUUUUUAAAAUUUGCAGAUAAUUUUUGGUUGGGGUAUAUAAUAGUAUUAUUAAAUUUAGGUUACACAACUGUUAUUAAACCAUUUUAUAUUUAAAAUAAAUGAUAAAUAAAUUUUGUUUGGAAUGGAGAAUAUUUAAAACGCAUCUUCAUUUCGAGGUGUGCAUUGUUCUUUGUGCAACAUAGCUGAGAAUUCUUAUACUCCCUUCGUUUCACAAAGAGUGUCACUUAGACACUUUUCACACAUAUUAAUGAACUCAUUAAAAUGUAUUUAUGUUUUCAUUAAUAUCACAUAUCUAACCAAUAGUAUUUUAGAUAAAUCGAUUUAUUUAUCAAAUCAAUGUAUUUUGCAAUUAAUUUUGAACUGAAAGAUUUUAUAAAUUGCAUUGGUAUUGUAGAAUGACAUUCUUUGUAAAACAAGAAAAAUGAGCUAAAAUGAUACUUAAUAUGAAACAUAGGGAUUAAUUCCUAUGAUUUUUGUUGAGGUAUUGCUCCUCUCAUUUCCAGCUAUUGGUGAUUGGGUUAAGUGCGCUUCAAAUGAAAGGCAACUCGUUGCGAUACCAAUUUAUUUCCUCCAUCGAACGAUUCAACUAUUUUGUAAACCUUUGGUAAUCCUAACGGGAAUUGGUAAGGGUUGUAUUAAUUUACUUUAUUUUAUUUCAUUUUUGCUAUAAACUGCUGUAUGUAUAAAAAAAAUUAGAUCCUUUUUAAAAAGAAAAAUGUUGAAGUAGGAUUAGGAUUAGGCCAAAAACUCUCCGAAAAGGUCUUUAUGCGUAGUCAACAAGUUAAUAGAUGGAACGAGUGAACUCGUACUUGUUUGACGUCUACGGCGAACCCAUGGAAUCCUUCAAAGUCAGCGACCAAAACAAAUCUAAUUCAAUAUUUGUUGUCGUGAGGGGCAGAUCUUAUUGAUCCACGAAUCAUAAUCGUCUAGUAGUAUAACGACUUCUUUAUCUCGCUCUACACGGAAACAUGGAGCUCAAGUGAUCCAACGUUAUGACUAUCUUCACGAGAGAUCUCAGCCAUAGGUUCGUUUUAUGUGUUUUAUUACCGCUUUUCAUUUUCCAAUUCCUGCCUAACGCAACCUGCCAGCAAGAGUCAGAAUCCAAGGUCACGGCGGAAUCAGUAAUUGGAAUCGUUUUGCUUUCCAUGUUCCUAUUAUGUAUAGUCGGUUGCUGCUUCUUCUAUGCAUGCCAGAGUGCAGAGAUUGAGGCGGGAAGCCGUCAAGUGCUGCACACUAGAGCAAGGCAUGGGCUCGACAAGGACAUCAUCGAGUCCUUCCCGUUUUUCCUUUACUCAGAGAUUAAAGGGCUCAAGAUAGGCAAAGGCGGAAUGGAAUGUGCAAUUUGUUUAAACGAGUUCGAGGAUGAAGAAACACUACGUUGGAUGCCUCCUUGUAGUCACACUUUCCAUGCUAGCUGCAUCGAUGUCUGGCUCUCUUCUUGGUCCACAUGUCCGGUUUGCCGUGCAAAUCUGUCUUUGAAACCUGGUGAGAGCUUUCCAUAUCCGAGCAUGGAUCUUGAAACGGGAAAUGAACAAGGAGGUGUUCAAGACGACAUAAACUUGACAGGUAACAACAAUGCAAAUUAUACAACACCUCGAUCGAGAUCUACAGGGUUAUUGUCUAGCUGGCGUAUGGCUGAGAUAUUCGUCCCUAGAUCUCAUUCGACGGGACGUUCAGUGGUUCAACUUGGCGAGAAUCUAGAACGAUUCACACUGCAGUUACCGGAUGAGGUGCAAAGACAACUGGCUAGCUUGAAUCCGACAAGGAAAAGCCUCAUGGCCUUACCUGAAGCCAGGAGUUCGAGACAGGGCUACAGGAGCGGCAGUGUUGGAAGCAAGAGAAGCAGUUUCUCUCAAGGACGACAAACAUUUCAGCGGGCCCUAUCUAUGUCUCUCUCUUUCUCUUUUCAAGAUACUUCCCAAACUAGGGACAAAGAUUCUGGUGAACGGUCGUUUGAACGCCUCAUGCCAGAGAAGGUCUAACAACUAAUCUAUCUACUCUAUCUAUUUUUUCUUUCAAUGGACGAAAUUAAGUCACAAAAAAGGUCGAGUUUGAUGAUUAUGGUUGCGAUUAUCCACGCGUGCCACAACUUGGUUUAACAAUAAACUGGUUCUAGUAUUUUUAUUUUACUAAGGGUAUGUAAACAUAGUAAGAGUCAAUGAGAUUUCGAUUAGCACCGUUCAAA
Molecule: messenger RNA, 3102 nt
Organism: Brassica napus (rape)
Lineage: Eukaryota; Viridiplantae; Streptophyta; Magnoliopsida; Brassicales; Brassicaceae
Product: putative RING-H2 finger protein ATL37
Exons: 1
Coding region: 1910-2899 (329 amino acids)
Source: RefSeq, a predicted model, not a curated record